This is a messenger RNA of Enterobius vermicularis (human pinworm), 8786 nucleotides long. NCBI's taxonomy places the organism in Eukaryota, Metazoa, Nematoda, Chromadorea, Rhabditida, Oxyuridae. The record is from the annotation of a GenBank genome assembly.
GGAAAUGAAUUUGCACACAUUCAAAUGCUUCCGUACCAACAACAGUAUUACUAUAACAACUCAAGACCAAAUUUCCGCUUGACUGAUGGCCCAACAACUCGUCAUGGCCGCCUCCAGGUGUUGUUUCGAGACCGUUGGAGAUCCGUUUGUACUCAGUUAACUAACUGGACUUCAACAGAUGUGACAACUGCAUGCAGAACAAUGGGCUUCUCGGGCGGAGGAUUCUGGAAGUGGUUUCGCCGUAACAAUGACACCUAUCCUUUUGUGAUGCCUCGCCCGUCAUGCUUACCAAGUGCUGAAUCGCUCUGGGAAUGUUCCGGAUUUGGUAAUUUUGAUGCUAUCCCUCUGAGUGAAAAUCUGUGCCAAGGUGAAGAUGAUAUUGGCAUUCAUUGCUGGGGUCCACCAACUUUUACAGGAUGGGCAAAACACUGGAAAGGGUUGCAUAUUCUAAGCUCACCUUACAAGUUCGUUCCGUCUGAUCCUGACGAUGUCUCUCAUCACAAAGAAUCUUUGAGUAGACUUGAAUUUGUUGAUAUAUUUUAUGCUGGAUAUGACGGAGCAGCAAAAAACACCACAGCAGCUCUUUACGUUGAAAAUGUACCGCCAAUUAUUAAUGGCUUGAAAGUCUAUCGUAGUGCUGGAGAUGGAGUUCAGUUUUAUGAACCCACUGGCCCAAUUCUUAUUGCAAAUAGUACAAUUCUGCAAAACAGGGGAAGAGGUAUCAAUAUCCAGAAUACAACAGAUGGCCGAGUUUAUAUAAACAUGACAGUUAUAGAUGGUAACUACGGCGACGGCAUUUAUUAUACUCAAAUGGGCCCAUUAACAAAUCUCGCUUCUUCUUCAACACGAGAAAUACCGCGAUUGGACAUGUGUAAGAAUCAUGAGCUAAACAAACAACUGUACUUCCCACAUUUAAUACACGCCUACAUGCCUAACGGAACAAAUUACGACCCUAAUAUUCCUUCACCUUGUUGGAUGGUUAUUCCAUUGCCGUCAGGAUACAACUAUGUUUAUACACUACAGUUUUUGGGUGUCGCUAAUAUGAAUCCUUCAAAACUGGGAUCUAAAACAGAACUAGUUAUCUGCGACUCCAGAUACAACCAUACGAACUGUGUUGGCACAAAUGAUGUGCGAAUUCCAGUUGUAGAAGAUUUAAUACCUCAGAGCGUCUCCAUCAAAAGUUUUGGCCGACCACUCUAUAUAUCGCUACAACAUACUUCGGCGACUGCAACAAAUCGUGUUGAAGCAGAUAUCAACGUUCUGUUCCGUAUUCAUGCAUCUGUUCAUGAUAAAGCCUACUAUGGUUUGAAUGUUUCAAACUCAGUCAUAACAAAUAAUAGUGGCAAUGGAAUUUACGCCGGAAAUGUUAAGGAUCGAGUUGUUUUGACAAAUGUUAAUAUAACAAAUAACGAAGGUUUUGGAGGGUUUCUUGUUAGAGAUGGAGCUGCCGAUAUAUGGAUUAAUGCAUCAAAUAUAAAAAGUAACUGGGGUGAUGGUAUAAAUGUGUCUUUUGCGGGAGGUGCGGUUAUGAUCAAUGGUACAUCAGUAACCGAUAAUUGUUGGCGAGGUUGUGCAUUUCAUCAGAAUACUUCUUCUCGCUACCUUGCUAUGAACCAGGAAAUCGUCUUCAAAGGACGGCCGGCAAGUAACGUUUAUUAUCUUCAAACAUUAGUUGCCCGAAACGGUUGGGGCGGGAUUCUCGUCGGCAAUUUCUGCAUUCCCGAAUACCGAAGAAUUCAUCCAAAGGUUGUCGUAAGUUGGAUUGAAUUGCUAGCUAACAAUUAUCAUCCAUCCUUGGAAAUACAUUCGUGCCAAAGCGAUGGGAUGGCAAUAACUAACAUUGAUAUUUCCGGAAACCGAAUAGAGAAUGGAAACGGAAUUGGAUUUCGGAUGGAACCGACUGUUAACGCUGUUGCUCAGAUAAAUAGCAAUCAUUUUGUUAAUAACUCACACAUUGCAUUACUUGUUCGGAAUGCUGCUCACCCUCAAUUGGCUCAUCUUCCAGCUAAGGUCACAAUUUCAAGAAAUUAUUUUAAAUUUAACUCUGGACAAAGCAUAGUCUCAAUUGGUUUGAACGAGGAUGCCCCAAACCAGAAAAUGUUGUUUCAUCAACAAAACGAAAUUCGCAGCAACGCUGUAAUUAAUCCGUAUCCUUACUUGAAACCUCGGUCGACACCUUUCGCUGCACUAGUUGUGUCUAGCAGCAAUGUCGAGAUCAACCGCAACUGCUUUGAAAAUCCAGAUUCUGAAUAUGAAAUAGCGACGGAGUUAAUGGAACAUGCCAAAACUAUUAAUGCUACAGAAAACAGUUGGGGUUCGCAGUUUCAAAGAGACUUUAUGCAUAAAGUCUUUGAUCAGUUCAAUAGAUAUUCGCUUGCUCGAAUUGAGGUAUUUCCGUAUGCUCAAGUUUGUAAUGAACUUGAUCCCUAUAUUGUUACAAGUCAUGCGUAUCGACGUCAGUUCAGAAACUCGUCUCGUUCUUUUUUCUUAGGAGGUACGAUUUGGGAAAAUAAAGAUCUUCCUAGAGGACGAUAUAGGGUCAACGAAGACUUGAAUGUUGUUCCUGGUGCAAAACUCACUAUUGAACCCGGAACCAUAUUUGAAUUUGCAGAUGGUGUUGGCAUGUUAGUACAGGGCGACUUGAUUCGAUCGGAUUAUCAUGGCAGCAAAACUCCAGUAAUAUUUACCAGUCAGCCAUUUAGUUUACCGAGUCUCGAACAAGUGCGUUUAGUGGAUGAAACCGACAACCAAGAAGUAUUGGCUGGCCGUCUAGAAGUUUUUAUCGAUGGACAGUGGGGAACUGUAUGUAACAGAAGCUGGACAGCAGAACUGGCGUUGAGAACGUGUAACCAGCUUGGUCUUGUGAUGGAUCCUGAGCACUUCGAGAACUGGAGAAUUUUUCCAUCUCAAGGGAGUCUUCCAAUGAUUAUGGAUAAUGUACGUUGUGAAGAACGCGAAUAUGAUAUAACUAAAUGCCGGCAUGACGGGGUAAACCAUAAUGUUGCUGCAUCUUGUAGAAGUACAGAAGUAGUUGGUAUCAAAUGCGCUGAACCACUAUGGGCUGGUGUUAGAUAUUCACUUCUCGCAAAUCCACCAGCUGUAACCGGACAAACGGUCAUGGACAACUGGAUUAUCGAAAAAGCUGGAGUUUUAGACUUCCGAACAGCGCAGUUUAGCGCAGCUUUACUGAUUGAUUGGAACUAUCAUACGUUUUAUAACUUGACUAAACCAGCUAUUAGAAACAGUCGAGUGGAAAAUAAUCGACGGCAUGGUUUUAAGAUACGGUCACCCGGAAUUACUAUUGAAAACGUCAUUGUGAAAGAUAACGGUCAUUCAGGAUUCCGCUAUAACCCUCUAGUUACUGCACCAUUACAACAGGAUAUUGUAACAUGGUUGGGUAGGCAGGAUUCUCAACGACUCCAGUUGAACAAUGUUUAUGUCAUACCAAACUUCAAUACUGAUCCUAUUGAAAUAUCUGAAUCUCAGUUUAACCACCGAAAAUUUCUAGCAGCUCGAGCAACAGCUGAUUGUCCAUUGGUUCCUGAUUCACAGUGUGUUUACGAGCAGACGAUUAGAGCUGUCGGUAAUCAAUUUGGGCUGUCGUCAAAAAUUGCCGUUCAGAUAGUCAACCGUCCAAAUGGGCAAAGCGAUGAAGAUGUAACAUUAAUGGAUGAAAGUAAAAAACAAUUCUGGAGCGUCUCCAAAGACGUUAUUCAAUUUCCUAUCGUUUCAGCUGGCAACACUUUAAAAUUACGUUAUACACGCAGCUAUGGAAAACCUCAAGUUAUCCUGCUUCUUUUGUUUUUAGACGAAUAUGUUGACCACUUUAUUCAUGUAUAUCGCUCGGUGGUUAGUGGAAAUCAGUACGGCUUGUCGUCAGUUCACUACAACAAUCUCUCUGCAGCUGACGGCUCAAUAUACAAUCGAAGGUCUUUGGAAAAAAUAUGGUUUCAGAAAGUUAAUUUUACUAAAAAUCGAGAAGCUGUUCUUUGGAUACACUCACCGCAACAUGUUGUUCUGGACGACGCUCCUCUUGCCGAGAUCAGGUACCACAUAGACAACUGUUCAGUAGCAAACAAUACAGGUGGAUUCUUUCAAACCCAUCGUGAUCUUUAUAAAAGUGUGAAUAUCUUCAAAUGGAACUUUUGGUCAAAUACAUUUUCUUUCAAUCGCAAUAUGGAUAUUUCCAUCUAUCUUCCAGACUUACAGAAUAUGCUAGCAUCAUCGUUUCAUUCAGUUUUGGUUACGGAAAAUCGAUUUGACCGGAAUUCUGGAUUCGGUCUCACCCUAAAUGGAUAUUAUACCUUUGCAAACAUUUCAUCAAACAAUUUCACUCAGAAUAUUGCUGUUUCUGAAGGCGGAAUCCUUUCACUUAUGGGGAUGGAAAAACAUUUGGUGUGCGAAAGAAAUCGCAUUUAUUCAAAUUGGGGAACGUGGAUGAUCAAAGUAGAUAUAAAGUCUCACUCGCUUCGUGAUACUGUGCCAGCUUGGAUUCAGUAUAAUUACAUUCAAAGGAACCAUUAUAUACGGAGUGGGGACGACUAUGUCGAUAUGUGGCCCCGUUCUUAUGCUAUAGGAAUUUUUGGGUCUCAGAGAGCUGAUAUUCACUUCAACCUACUGAAAAAUGUACUGAUGGAUUUUGAGCUCGUUUCCGGUUGUAAGAUGCCGCUCGUAACUGAUACAAUGAACGUGACAUUCAACUGGUGGGGAGGAGGGAAUCAAGAUGAGAUAAAUCAGCGAGUCUUCGAUUUUGACGAUUGGAAUAUCUAUACCCUGGCAGAAUACAGCCCAUUUUACGGCCAGCUGGCAACAAAAGUUCUUAGUGAAACUACAGAGGAAGACUUGCAUGGACGAAUGUACAACUCUAAAACGUUGACAGUGACAAGAGAACGAUGGCAUGAGUUUCCAUUCCACUACAAACCACGUCGCCCUUAUCGAAUUAUAAAAGAUUUGACAAUUAUGCCGAACGCAACGUUAACAGUUGAGAGAGGUGUUGAGGUACAUGUGUGGCCGAACGUUCGUAUUUUGGUGCUUGGAAAUUUGAUUGCCAAUGGCACUUUUUGGGAACCAGUUCGUUUUAAACCUAUCAAUGUCACAGAAUACGACGAAUCAAAAGAUAAAAUUAGUACCAGAUACAAGCGAGUGAUUGUUACAAGAAACAAAAAAAGACGGAUUAUUAACUUCAGGCGCAGACUGACCGUAAUAAGGGCCAGACGAAGAAGCGAGAUUGGUCGUGACCUUGUUUACUCUCAGUUCCCUUCUCUCAGACGCGAAAUUCCAUUUUAUCAGCAAUUCUCCAUUCGUUUAAGUAAUAUUAGCCAGUUAUCAGGUUUCUUGGAGAUUUAUAAUGCAACCACUGGUGAAUGGGUGCCAUCAUGCGAUAAGGAGUUCACCAUUAGAAACGCUCAAGUUGUAUGUCGUGAGCUGGGCUUUUUCCCAGCCAAUGCGUAUCACUGGUUAACCCCUCGUUGGGAGUAUAAUCCUAAAAUUAGAAUCUUGAAAACAUAUGCUGAACCACGCCAAUGUCUUGGUAAUGAAAAUGCUUUAUAUCAGUGUCCGAUGAGGUUGAAUGGCAACAUCACAAUGUGGCAGUGUAUGGAUAAUGAACAUUUCAACUUUGUUCAUUGUGGCCGUGGCGAAAGCCUUAAUAAUAAUUACAUCGGUAACUGGGGUGGUAUUGUGUUUGCUCAUGGAUCUAUGGAAUACCAGCAAACCCCUGUUCAAGAAAACUCAAUACUGCGGCAUACGGAAAUUGUUGGUGGAGGUAUUUCCCACAACAAUACCAUAGAUGUGGCAGCGUUACUAUUUGUUCAGCGAUCGCCGUUGGUUGAUGCCGUAAAUAUCACUAAUUCAUCAAUGAAUGCUUUACAGAUCAUUGUUCCUCGAGACAAAGUUACUCUCAAUCGUUUGAAUGUGACACAAAAUCUUGGGCUUGGAAUUUCUAUAUGGGUUUCUAAUCUUCAAGGAGCAGCUACAGGGAAAGGUGCAUCACAAGGACCAAUAAAUCUUCCGUACAAUGUUCGUGGUAUGCUGGAUAUAUGUGCUGCUGAAAAAAACUAUAAGAUUAAUGAACGUGUAAUCGUAUUUUACAAAUAUGACUCAUAUCAUGUUGACUGCAUUAAAUUUUUCACUACGACUGCACCAACUGUCGCUUUUCGGUUUUUAAUGGUAAAUUUUUACGAUGGGUCUCAAGUCGAAUUAGGUCGCCCUGACGGUCUUUCAAUAUAUUCAUCAAAGUCCUUCUACAAACGGCUAGCUCACUUUUCAACGAAAUCGGGAAAUUUCUCAUUAACAAUACGAUCCGAAUCUGAAAUGGCUUUACAUCUAAGGGCUAGUGCAGCUGAUGGAAUUUAUGGUUUUGUUGCUGAAGUGGCUGCAACGUCGACAUCUGCUCAAACAGAACCUAUAAAUGAGGUGCUAAUAAGGCAAAGUCGAUUGGAGAACAAUGAUCGCGGCGCUUUGGUCUUUAGAAAUACUGGUGAGAUUGGCCCAGAAGUUGUAAUCAGUGAUUGUAGCAUACAGCACAAUGGUUACAACAUUUAUGGAAAUAUCAGUACCACAUAUGCAUAUAUACGAGGAACACGAAUUUCGCAUAAUCAAGGUGGUUUACUUUUAACAAGCGACACUUCGUCAGCAGUAGCUCGAUUGUCAGCUGUAAUUAGAGACUCGACAUUUAUCUCAAAUUCAAAUGGAACAGUGGUAGCUCUAGUUGGAAAUGGCUAUCAGAAAGUUACUUUUCACAACAACAUUUUAUCACGCAAUUAUGCUCUUUACUAUGACACGUUAUUGAUCAAUUGUAUGACGACAAACUUUACAAGAAAUGUUUUUUCCAACAACACUGGACUUCAUACAGUUCACACCACUCGCUGCCCAGAUCUUUCCUCCACUACUCAGAGUUUUCAAAACAACUGGUUCCAGGACAAUUUGGCAUUAGGACAUGGGCAUCAAUAUAUGGAAAGAUACGGCUAUUUGCCUGAAAAUCAGGCUGAUGACUUUGACCGUAGACCUAGGCAUAUUCUGGUUAGCAGCAGAAGGAAGCGUCAAGUUCUUGAUCAAAACGACGUCAGUUUUGACUGGUGGACUCACGUUGGAAUGGAAACGGAGCGGUAUAGGAGUACUGUUUUUACUGAAGUUUCCCGUCAAAGUUAUCGGCAGAAUGUGUUCAAUAAUCCACUGAACGAUUAUGAGCUAACCUCAGGUCCCGUCACUAGCUAUGACAUUGUCAGCAUUGAUGCGCGCGAAAAUUAUUGGGGCUAUCCUGGAACAAUAGGUGUGGCUGCGGCCAAAAUUCGCGAUGAAAAUGACUACAGAAAUCUGAUACGAGUUGACUAUCAACCUGUUUUGGAGUCAAAUACCUCACUCAUUGAAGGAGACUGUCCGGCUGGUUGGUUCCAAAUUGGUGUUGAUGAGUUUAAAUCUUGCUUUAUAUAUGUUGGCGCGGCCAGUACCUAUAAAUCAGCUGUUAGAUACUGUCAGGAAAUGGGUGCAAUUAUUCCUUAUCUAAGGGUAGACGAUGAAAGACAAGGGCCUCUGGCUGAUCGAGUCAGCAGCAUUGUCUCUGCUCGAGUUGAAGACGAUGAAAAAUACUCAAGUUUUUUGAACAGAGUAGAGAAGCAAUUUUGGAUAUCUGGAGCUAACAUUCCGCCAACUCACUGUGGAUGGUUAAGUAGCAAAUCAAAGCAUAUUGGGUUUCAAAAUUGUCAUGCUCUUUUGCCAUUCGUGUGUGAACGAGGAGUAACACCCUACAGAGAGCCAGCGUUAUGGCGGUCUGGCAUUAUUAUUGCUGCCAUAACAUUAUUCGUUCUUGCUGUGGUAAUUGUUUUACUUGCACUCUGUUGGUUCAGAAAGUCUCGAAAAAGAAAAGAAGAGGAGUCGAAUAGGAAAGAAUUAAUUCGUUCAUCGCUCAGAUUAGACAAAAUGGAGCGCGAAAGACGCUAUAAAGAAUAUUGGGACAAACCUAAUUGCUUUCAUAUUUGUAUUUUCAAGACUACAAGCUUAAUGCAAGGUCACCAAACAGACGAUGAUCCUAUAGCAAAUGCCCAUCGCAAUAUGAUUCUUGGAGAGAAGGAUGCUUGGUCACCAGCUGAAACUUUAAGAACUAGUUGUUCUAAACUAAGUGAAACAACCGUAUCAACUGUCGACCACGGUAACGAUAGACGAACGUAUUCAACCACUAACGGUACAUAUACGGAGACUACUUCAGCCUCAGAUACUGGGCCGUUGCUAUCACGAACUUCUGCAAUCGGAAUAAGAACUUCUUAUCCCUACCGGCACGAUAUCCUGUCAGAUACACAGUCGACAUUCUCAGGUGGUUCUGAUCAGCGUCAAAGAGAAGUAAGGAUGAGAGAGAGUGCCACUCAUCGGGGCACUGACACUUCAAUUAGUAGUAGUGCAACUUGCUCAACUUGUCCGACAGAAAGUACGCUGAGCAGUACAGAAGCAGACUCUACAUUAACAGAGAACUCUCAACAUUCUAGUAGCGCUCGUUCUACCCAGUCUGAAGAUACAGUAGUCGCACAGCCACUUCUCUUUCCAACUUCCAGGCAAACAAAUGUUACUACAUUCAGUCCACAUCCCUUAGUAGAACCCGUGAGAACCCCUCUAUAUCAAACUAACUAUACGAGAACACGCCCUUUGAGGCCAGCGCCUCCGAUUCCCCCUCACGGUGUUCGUCCAACAGUCCUUCCAAGCCGUUCCCUUGUAGAUCUCAUUGCUCCUCAAAACCAAGUAUCUCCAAGAAGAAAUUCUACGGGUCCUUCAAUCAUGUAUGAAACCUCAAUGUAAAU